Messenger RNA from Scleropages formosus (Asian bonytongue), 2371 nucleotides. Its product is annotated as SLIT and NTRK-like protein 1. The record is from RefSeq and is a predicted model, not a curated record. The coding region runs from base 290 to 2371 and encodes 693 amino acids. Gene Ontology annotation, biological process: axonogenesis; positive regulation of synapse assembly. Gene Ontology annotation, cellular component: GABA-ergic synapse; postsynaptic density membrane; glutamatergic synapse. The transcript has a single exon. Gene Ontology annotation, molecular function: protein binding. Lineage: Eukaryota; Metazoa; Chordata; Actinopteri; Osteoglossiformes; Osteoglossidae.
UGGCUUGCGCUGGGCUCUAUUGCGUUUCACUCGUUUCAUCGGAGUCCCUGACGAAAAACAUUGGUUCAGUUUGAUCGGUGCGGUGGGCAGUAGGGAGUGCGUGUCUGGAAACGGGGAGCUGGAGGAGGAGAAGGGGAGAAGGGAGAAGGGAGAAGGGGGAACGGGAGGAAUCACUGAGCGCUGUCUCCGCGCCUUACAGGGAUGCUCCUGAAAUCCCGCACGAAGACUUUCUUCUCCCGCUGAUCGCGUUCACGUCUUGGAGUCGGGGAUGAAUCGCGUGCGUUGAAAAAUGCUGCUUUGGAUUGUGCUGUUGAAGGCGGCUCUCUGUGUUGCUACUGGAAAUGUUACAAGGGACAUUUGCAAAGAGCAGAUCUGCUCGUGUAAUGAUAUCGAGGGGGAUCUGCACGUUGACUGCGAAAAGCGGAGCUUCACUAACCUGCACCAUCUGAGCGGCCCCAGCUCUCAGUUCUACCACUUACUGCUGCAUGGGAAUUCUUUAUCGAGACUAUUCCCGAACGAGUUUGCCAACUUCUACAACGCCGUCAGCUUGCAUUUGGAAAACAAUGGCUUGCACGACAUCGUUCCCGGAGCUUUCCUGGGACUGCAGCUCGUGAAGCGGCUGCACAUAAACAACAACAAGAUUCGCUCUUUCAAAAAAAACACCUUCCUGGGCUUGGACGACUUGGAAUAUCUACAGGCUGAUUUCAAUCUGCUAAGAGAUAUCGACCCGGCUGUGUUCAGGGACUUGAACAAACUCGAGGUUUUGAUUUUGAACGACAACCUCAUCAGCAAGCUGCCCGGCAAUCUGUUCCAGAAUGUGCCCAUCACGCACCUGGACCUGCGUGGAAACCGCAUUAAAACGUUGCCUUACGAGGGAAUGCUGGAACACUUGCCGGGCAUCGCGGAGGUUUUGCUGGAGGACAACCCGUGGGACUGCGACUGCGACCUCCUUCCCCUGAAGGAAUGGCUGGACAGCAUCCCACGCAACGCUCUCAUCGGAAGGGUCGUUUGCGAAGCGCCGACGCGACUGCAGGGCAACGACCUGAACGAGACCUCCGAGAUGGACCUCUGCCCCUCCGCGAUCGGCGUGGACUCCAGUCUGGCGGCUCCCCCCACGCAGGACGAGACGGACUCCGGCUCCGUUUCCACGCCGCACAAAGUGAGAGCUGGCGACGGCUCCCCGAGCGCUGCGCCCAAGAAACAAAAGGGGCGCUACAAGUCGCGGGAAAACUGGCAGCUGAAAGCCAGACCCACGGCCACGGCGACCGUGAACGCGAGGAUGGAGCAGGUCCUCAACGCCACCUGCCCGCGCUCGUGCGUCUGCAAGCUGCUCGAGCCCCGGCGCGGCGUGCGCGUCAAUUGCGAGGGCAAGAAGAUCGAGAGCGUGACGAACCUGAAACCCAGACCGCAGAACGUGCUCGAGCUGAACCUGAGGGACAACAAUAUCCAUUCGGUGAAGAAGAGCUACUUCAGAGAUUACCAAACCCUGAUCCUCCUUGAUUUAGGGGGCAACAAUAUAAGGACGAUUGAAAAUUGCACUUUUCAGAAUCUGUCAGCUUUAAGAUGGCUGUACAUGGAUAAGAACUACCUGGAUACCCUAGGCGUGGAAAUGUUUGUUGGAUUGCAGAACCUGGAAUAUCUCAGUUUGGAAUAUAAUGAUAUACAGAUGGUGAUGGCGGGGACAUUCAAUCCAAUGCCCAACCUGAGGGUUUUGUUCCUCAAUAAUAAUUUGCUCAAGUCUUUGCCCGUUGAUGCUUUUAAUGGGGUCUCGCUCUCAAGGAUAAGUCUGCACAACAACUACUUCACGUUUCUCCCCGUGGCGGGGGUGCUGGACCAGCUCACCUCGAUCAUCCAGAUCGAUCUCCAUGGAAAUCCCUGGGAAUGUUCAUGCAACAUCGUACCCUUUAAGCAAUGGACAGAGAAGAUUGGCCCAGAUGUCAUUGUGAGUGACCUAAAAUGUGAGUCCCCAGAAGAGUUUUGGAAGAAAGACUUCAGACUCCUACCGAAUGACCUGCUGUGCCCGCAGCUUUACGAAAAAACACUCACAACUUCUCUGUCUAAGAACAUCACCUUCACUGCAGACACAGCCACCAGGUCCAACUCCUACCUGGAGCCCAGCAGGGUCUCCAUCUCUGUCUUGGUACCCGGAUUGCUGCUGGUUUUUGUCACGUCUGCUUUCACCGUCGUUGGGAUGCUCGUGUUUAUCCUGAGGAAUCGCAAGAGAUCAAAGAGAAGAGAGGGCAACUCCUCUGCAUCCGAGAUAAACUCCUUGCAGACGGUUUGCGACUCGUCAUACUGGCAUAACGGGCCUUACCGCACAGACGGACCCCACAGGGCCUUCGACUGUGCAACCCACUCCCUUUCUGACUAG